AUGUCGGCUCGAAAGCCCUCCCCAAUUUCCUCGGAAAGGACACCGCUCCUCGCUGAACCCGAAGAUGCGCCCUCCCACCACCCACCUUCUCCAUCGGAUUCACUAGACGAUAUCCAAGGGAAGAAGCGGAAGAGAUGGCCAACUAUUGUAGCUUUGACAGUCUUGUGUCUUGCUGUACUUCUCAUUUGCCUUGGCCUGGCUCUACCUUCCGUCAUCGAAGAAUAUGCAAAAGAGGGAAUGGUCUUCGAACCGACCAAGCUUACCAUCGAUUCCUUUACGUCUUUCGGCGUGCGCGCAAGGAUACAAGGUGAUUUUUAUAUGGACGCUUCCAAAGUGCAGCAUAAAGCAACAAGAGACCUUGGAAGAUUUGGCACAUGGAUUGCCAGAGAGGUGGAAAGUAAAACAUCCACCGUGGAUGUCUUUCUACCGGACUACAACGAUGUUCUGCUGGGCUCUGCCACUGUUCCUCCGAUGAAACUGAACAUAAGAAACCACCAACACAACAAUAUCAAUUUCAUUGCGGAUUUGGAGCCUGGCGAUGUUGAUGGGAUUCGAAGGAUCGCGAAAGAUUUCCUCGAUCAAAAGAUUAAUAGUUUAAACGUCAAGGCAAUUGCACGGGUGUCAGUCAGGAGUGGGCUUAUUAAUGUCGGCAAGCAGACCAUCACUCAGUUUUUGAAACUGCAAGGUCAGGACAUUCCAACAGUCCCAGCAUUCGAUCUUCAGAAAUUAAGAUUCGCCGAACAUGGACUGCCAGGACAUCCCGAUGGAUUGAAAGCUAUGGCCGUGGUCUCAAUCGCUAAUCAAUACCCAGUAACUUUCGACGUUCCUUCUCUGGCAUUUGAAGUAUUACUCCCUGAUUGUUCUGACGAUUAUCUCUCCCUUGGAACCGCCCGGACAGACAUCAUACACAUUGCCCCUAACAAAAAUAUCAGCGUCGGGGUUACCGGUAUUGUCCAACAAUUGCCAACAUCAUUGACUUCAGCCUGCCCUGGAUCAGAUUCAUCCCCACUGGACAGCUUUGUCGCUGACUAUCUGGGAGGUAGGGAAACAAUUGUCUACAUCCGUGGUGGCGAUCAAGACGAGAGCACGCCGGAAUGGAUUGGAAACCUAUUGAAAGAUACAAUCCUACCAUUCCCACUGCCGGAACAUCAAUUUGAUAAUCUGAUCAAGAACUUCUCACUCGAAGACACUCAUUUUUCGCUACCUGAUCUUGGAUCGGAAACAUAUCCGAAGAUCUCCGCUGUUGUCAAGGUCAUGGUUGGUCUACCUGCGGAGAUGAAUAUCAACAUGGAUGUGGACAAAGUCCGGGCAGACGCCGAAGUUUUCUACAAAGGUGAUCUACUUGGAAAUCUCGACUUACGCAAGUGGCAAUCAUCGAAUGCCACAAAGAUUGAUGGGGAUUUACUGGUUCAAUCGAUUGUGAAGGAGGCUCCACUCAUCAUCUCAAAUGAUGAUGUCUUCACAAGUGUCGUUCAUGAGUUGCUGUUCGGUGAAGGUGUAUCUCUCGAGGUACAUGCCAAGGUCGAUGUCCAUACCAACACUGCGCUUGGGACAUUUGUGGUGCGAAAUAUUCCAGCACAGGGUGACAUCUUCAUCAAACCUAUCAAUGGUGGGUUCAAGAUGCCAGAAAUCAAGGGUAUGGAAGUCGUCGAAACGUCCGAGCAUGCAUUAACUUUACAGGCAAAGGUUAACGUGACUAAUCCCACCGAAUAUUCCGCAUCGGUUCCUUAUUGCAAUGUCAGUCUUCUGGUGAAUGAUACGCGAGUUGGUUAUGCCUGGAUCUCUGCCGACAUUGUACCGGGUCCCAAUGAGGUCAUCAUGAGGGCUUCUUGGGAAGUGGGAAGUGUUGGUAGAGAGUGGUUGUCGCAAUUCAUCUCCGGCUAUAACACCACGUUGACUGUGAAAACACAUGCCAACUCAAUUCCGAGAUUUCCCAAUGUUGAUUUGGAGUUGACCAUGCCAACUCCCAGAAUAUUUGGCCAUUUCCUCAAGGAAACCACGAUGCAUAUACUGUCAUCAACCGCAACAUUUGUUCUCGUGUCACCAUUUGCGCUAUACAUCACGAGCAUUGCUGCGCAUGCAUAUUAUAACGGCUCUGAAAUUGGCACUAUCAAUUGGGAAUAUCCUUUUGCCAUUGAAGAAGGCGAGAAUGUGACACCCAGGUUACCUGUUGAGUGGGGUGGAAAUGCCCUCGGAACCAUACGAGAUGCUCUAGGUGGCACUUUGAAAGUGGACGCAAAUGCAGAUGUCGGUGUAAAGAUAGGCAAAUGGCAAGAACAAAUAUGGUACGAAGGCAAAGGUCUUGGUGCGAAGAUACGACUUUGA
Messenger RNA from Exophiala bonariae, 2325 nucleotides. RefSeq lists its product as uncharacterized. Gene Ontology annotation, cellular component: fungal-type vacuole membrane. Lineage: Eukaryota; Fungi; Ascomycota; Eurotiomycetes; Chaetothyriales; Herpotrichiellaceae. Bases 1 to 2325 code for a protein of 774 amino acids. The transcript has 2 exons. The record is from RefSeq and is a predicted model, not a curated record.